Messenger RNA from Fraxinus pennsylvanica, 2859 nucleotides. The record is from the annotation of a GenBank genome assembly. NCBI's taxonomy places the organism in Eukaryota, Viridiplantae, Streptophyta, Magnoliopsida, Lamiales, Oleaceae.
AUGGAUAUCAUGUCUCUGUCUUCCACCGCACACUAUUCUCAUAUGCCACCUCCCGUUCCCGCCUCCAUUCUUCCCGGAAAACACCAUCCCACCACCACUCCUGCCACCUCUACUUCCUCAAUUUUUCUUUCUGUAAAAUCCUCGCAAGAUCCCCCUCAAAAUCCCUCCAACAGCCUCCGCCGCCCAACAACUCAAAAGCCUCUCAGAACCUCAAUUUCACAAACCUCCCAAGUUUCUAAAAAUCCCUUAAAAAACCUUAUUAAUUCUCAAAAUACCCCGACCAUUCCGCCAUCAGAUAGUCUUAGUAGUAAGCUGUGGUUAUCCAGCAAACUCUCCCCUCCACCUCGACCUCCGCCCCCACCCCCGCCCCGCUUGUUAAAUGAAACAGUGGAAAGUGGAAAUGGCGACGGUACUUCGGAAAGUACAGAAAUUUGUGGUGCAGAAGAAGAUGAAGGGGGGAUGGAGUUUAGGGAGAAAGGCAAAAUCUUUGUAGGGAACUUACCACUAUGGAUAAAGAAAAAUGAGGUGGCGGAAUUUUUCAGGCAAUUUGGACCUAUAAAGAAUGUGAUUUUGAUAAAAGGAUAUGAUGAUAUUGAGAGAAACAUGGGAUUUGGGUUUGUGAUAUAUACUGGGCCCACGGCAGAGAAGGCUGCAAUGAAGGCUGUAGAGUUCGAUGGGGUUGAGUUCCAUGGGAGGGUACUGAGCGUGAAGUUGGACGACGGGAGGCGAAUGAAGGCAAAAACUGAGGGGAGGGCUAGGUGGGUUGAAGGCAAGGAGGGGGAUGGGGAUGAGUACAGAUCUAAGUGGCAUGAAGAGAGGGAGGGGUCGAGAAGGGAGUUCCGGAAGGUUCUGGAGACUCAUCCGGAGAAUUGGCAGGCAGUUGUGCGAAUGUUUGAGAGGAUUAAAAAGCCUUCCAGAAAAGAGUUUGGAUUGUUGGUGAAUUAUUAUGCAAGACGAGGUGACAUGCAUCGUGCACGUGAAACCUUUGAGAAGAUGCGGGCCCGGGGAAUAGAGCCGAAUUUACAUGUAUUUACAAACCUUAUUCAUGCAUAUGCAGUAGGAAGAGACAUGGAAGAAGCAAUGUCAUGUGUAAGAAAGAUGGAGGAGGAAGGAAUUGAAAUGAGUUUGGUGACAUACAGUAUUCUUGUGGGAGGAUUUGCUAAAAUUGGCAAUAUUGAAGCUGCAGAACGUUGGUUUCAGAAGGCCAAAGAGGAACUUUCAACCUUAAAUGCAAUUAUAUAUGGGAACAUAAUUUACGCUAAUUGUCAAGGAUGUAACAUGGAUCGUGCUGAAGCAUUUGUUAGAGAGAUGGAAGAGGAGGGUAUAGAUGCUCCAAUUGACAUAUAUCACACCAUGAUGGAUGGUUAUACCAUGAUAAGAAAUGAAGAAAAAUGUCUCGUUGUGUUUAAUAGACUAAAGGAGUGCGGGUUCACACCUUCUGUAGUCACUUAUGGAUGUCUCAUCAAUCUUUAUACCAAGGCAGGAAAAGUUUCCAAAGCUUUGGAAGUCUGUGACAUGAUGAAACUGUCAGGCAUAAAGCAUAACAUGAAGACAUAUUCCAUGUUGAUCAAUGGAUUUAUACAAUUGAAAGAUUUUGCUAAUGCUUUCUCAAUCUUUGAAGACGUAAUAAGAGAUGGUCUCAAGCCAGAUGUUGUGCUUUACAAUAACAUUAUAAGGGCAUUUUGCAGUAUGGAUAAUGUUGACCGUGCUAUUAGUACUGUUGAGGAAAUGAGGAAGGAGAGGCACCGACCUACUUCAAGGACAUUUAUGCCUAUUAUUCAUGCUUUUGCAAAAGCUGGAGAAACAAGAAAAGCACUCAAUAUGUUUAAUAUGAUGAGGAGGAGUGGAUGUAUUCCAACUGUGCACACGUUUAAUGCUCUGAUUCUUGGCCUCGUUGAAAAGCGUCAGAUGGAGAAGGCUGUGGAGAUUUUGGAUGAGAUGUUGCUCGCAGGCAUUAGUCCCAAUGAGCACACAUAUACAACCAUUAUGCACGGUUAUGCAUCACUGGGUGACACUGGAAAAGCAUUUGAAUAUUUUUCGAAAAUUAAAAGUGAUGGGCUCGAACUUGAUGUUUAUACCUAUGAGGCAUUACUCAAGGCAUGCUGUAAAUCCGGAAGGAUGCAAAGUGCUUUAGCAGUGACAAAAGAGAUGAAUGCUCAAAAUAUUCCUCGAAACACUUUUGUUUACAACAUAUUGAUUGAUGGAUGGGCUCGUAGAGGUGACGUUUGGGAGGCCGCGGACUUGAUGCAGCAAAUGAGACAAGAAGGGGUUCAACCAGACAUCCAUACUUACACAUCUUUCAUAAAUGCUUGCUGUAAAGCUGGGGAUAUGCUGAGAGCAAUGAAAACAGUUCAAGAGAUGGAAGCACUUGGAGUGAAGCCUAAUCUAAAAACCUAUACAACGCUUAUUCACGGAUGGGCUAGAGCAUCUCUUCCCGAGAAGGCUUUGAAAUGCUUUGAAGAGAUGAAGCUGGCUCAACUAAAGCCGGACAAAGCAGUAUUCCAUUGCUUGAUUACCUCAUUGUUGUCCCGAGCUACUGUUGCCGAAGAUUAUAUUUACACAGGAAUCGUGCGCGUAUGUGAAGAGAUGGUGGAAUGUGGGUUAACGGUUGACAUGGGGACUGCAGUUCACUGGUCCAAGUGCCUGCGCAAGAUUGAAAGGACAGGUGGCGGGAUAACAGAAGCCCUUCAGAAGACUUUCCCUCCCGACUGGAAUUCGCACAAGACUCUUAACGCUAUUUCUGAUAUUUCUGACGAUGAUGAUGCAUUGGACGAGAAUGAUUAUAAUGAUCGUUCUUUUCAUAAUAGUGAUGCCGAUUAUGAGGAUGACACAAACGUUGAUGUAAGGUUACGAUAUUAA